Molecule: messenger RNA, 5939 nt
Organism: Branchiostoma belcheri (Belcher's lancelet)
Lineage: Eukaryota; Metazoa; Chordata; Leptocardii; Amphioxiformes; Branchiostomatidae
Exons: 20
Coding region: 101-4288 (1395 amino acids)
Molecular function (GO): protein binding
Source: RefSeq, a predicted model, not a curated record
UCAGAGUUCACCGGGAACCGGGUUCUGUUCCUUACAUAUAUAAAAACUGCGAUGAAAUUCUGGUGAAAAAUGCGGUAGUUUUGGGUGAAGUUUGCGGAGAAUGGAGCCGAUUUCUCCCAUCCUGGCCGCCCCAAGCCCUACAUGGGGGGAGGACAGCGUGACCUUGAUCCAAGCUGUACAGCGAGGUGAUGUCACAAAGGUCAACGACCUCAUCAAGAGUGGCUGUGACGUCAAUAAGAAUGAGGAGACCUUCCUUGGCGCAUCAGCAGUUCACGUUGCAGCACUGAUGGGGAACACAGAGGUCCUUGACCUUCUGCUGACCUUGGGGGCAAAGGUCAAUGUGAAUGACGGGGGCACAUAUGGAACCCCCCUGACGUAUGCAGUGAUGAAGUCCCAGGCUGACUGUGUGCGAUCACUCAUCAGCCACGGAGCGGAGGUCGACGACCUUUCCACUGAGAUGAUGGAGAGCCUAUGGAGGUUAGCUGUGGAUGAGGCGGAGGUCGGCAGGUUCGACAUUUUGAACCACCUGCUGGAGAACUACGAAAAACCACAUGACACCAGAAAGCUUGUAGAAAACAUCUCCCGGAUGACCAAAGCAUGUGACGUUGAAGUCCAGACUAUGGAAGGGCGGAUCGAAGCCGUCCAAACGGCGGGAUUUCCCGAACUUUCCCGCGCUCUCGACCGCGACCGGCUGGACCACGUGAAGGAGUUCCUGUCCAUGCGCGUCGUGGCACACACCUUCGAGGACGUCGCACUCUCGGUACGUUCCAUCUCUCGUGAGAAGCCAGUCCGUACACUAUACCUGUUAAACACCAUGAAGCCAGGGUUUUUCCCGUACGAAGCCUUCCAGGAAGAGAAGUGGUCGAAGCUGUGUUUGCUGAUGGGCGUCAAUGGCGAAAUACGCAAGGUUCCCAGCAUGCCGUUCCACAGGUCCCAGCUGACUGUGCUGGUCCUGCUGAACACCCGCCUCACCAUGCUGCCUGAUGACAUCGGAGAGCUGUCCAACCUGGAGGUCCUGAGGGUCAGCUUCAACCACAUACGCAGCCUGCCGGUAGGCAUUGGGAAGUGCCACGCACUCCGCUACCUUGCGGCUGACCACAACUCACUCCGGGAACUUCCACACGAGCUCGGUCAGCUGGCCAACACGCUGGUGUCCCUGUUUGUCAACAACAACGAGAUCACGAAGCUGCCGUUUGAGCUGGGUUUGCUGCGUCAGCUGCGUUACCUCCAGCUGCAGGAGAAUCCGGUGGAGUUUCCGCAGCCCAACAUCCUGGCACAGCCACUGCAGCACGUUCUGGCGUACCUGCGGCCGUACCUGGGGGAAACCGUGGAGGAUCGAACUGUGCGGGUUGUCCUCAUGGGGGGCAAGGGUGUAGGGAAGACGACCUUGUUGCAGGGCAUGCAGCGUAAGUACUGGAUCGGAACCGUGCCAGACCCGGCAAACACCGCGUACAUCGACAUUGCAGACGUCAACCUGCCGGAGAUACAGCUGCGAGUGUUUGACCUUGCGGGAGACGACGGUGCCACGUUCCAGACCCAGCUGCCCUUCCUCCCGCGCCGCUGCCUCUAUCUGGUGACCUUUGACCUCAGCGUGGAGGUCGUUGACCCGGACAGUGACCUUACGGACCGACUUGAGGCUUCGCUGACGAAGAUCGGUGAGCACGCUCCGAUGGCGUACGUGAUUCUGGUGGGGACGCACGUCGACGACAAACGACUAAACAAGGACAUCCUCGACUACACAUGGGGCAAGGUAAGGGCAGUGAACGCGUUGUUACAGCGAGCGCGCCCGUCCCAUCGUGAAACGUUUAGUGGCGAAGCUUCCAUCGGGAACUGCCUGCUGUGCCAGAAAGCCGACCAUCUCUACCGCGUGUCCGAAACCCGUAACGGGCCCGGGUACGUCACGGUGGACAGCUUUCGGCAGCGGAGCCCGUCGGGAGACCUCGGGCGGAGGUGGAGCUUUGGGAAAGCGGACGAAUUCGAGUCUCCGCACAUCCUGGGCUACUUCGAGGUGAGCGGCAAGCGUCCCUGUCCGAAGCCUCUCUUCAGCAUCAGUAACCGGAUCCACAAUGAGAGCAUCGAACAGCUCAAAUACGCCAUGGAGGGUUACGCCCAGCUUCUGCGUGAUCCUUGCCCCAACAUCCCGAAAAAAUGGAGCGAGAUGAUCCGAUUCCUGCGCUACGAAGCUCCGACACAAAACGCCCACCUCCAGACUCACCCAAUCAUGCCGUUUGACGUGUACUGUGCCAUCGCGAUGACGUGCGGGAUUCUCUCAGAAGAGGAAAUCACUGUGAUGACUCAGCAUUUCCACCAGCAGGGCGUCUUCCUGCACUACUCCGACGCGCCACAACUGGCCAAUCACGUCUUUCUAAGCACCAAGUGGCUGACCAAUCAGCUGGGGAAGCUCCUGUCACAUGACCGGGAGAAUCCACCAAUCAGCAGUGAGGGAUACCUGGAGCACAGCCUCCUGCCAGAGGUGUGGCCUGAUGUGGAGGAGAGGUACCAUGGGAUGCUGCUGGACCUGUUCAGACAUGUCCGCAUCAGUGUCAAGGUUUGUGAUUUGGAGCAGGACAUUUUCCCGGGCCGAAUCCCCGCCUGUCGUCCGGAAGAGGUGAUCUGGGAGUCAGAGUUGUCUCCGGAAGAAAACCAGAUCACGUCGGUGUUCAGCUUCGACCGCUACCCACUCUCGUUCUUCUCUACCCUGGUGGCUGCGGUGGAAUGUGACCGCGCCCGAUCCAAACUGCUGGUCAAGAACCCAGCUGUGUACAGACAGAACCAUGUGGUGUACGUGAGCAGCAGCGUCCCGACCGGCUGUCCGGUCUGCCGACGGAGGCGAAACAUCUCCCAUGGCGACGCCUGGCACGUCCGCGAGGCGGAGAAACUCGACACUGCAGCCUCCGAGGAAAACAGCGAGGACUCCCGUAUCGCCGAAGACUCCCGAAUCGCCCACCUCCUGGACGUGCCAGAGUUUUCAGAGGAACAGAAAUCGCGAUCGACAUCCUCAGAGUCUCUGGCCCAGGAGGAGACCGAUUAUGAGCCAGAUCUACCGGAGGCCGACCAGCAGAAGUCGGCGGCGGUCGUGUUCGAGAGUUCUGACAGCGAGAGUUCGUCGCGAGCCGACUUCGUGCCGACACAGAAGAUGCACUUUUACCUGAACCCCAGGAGCCGCAGCCUGGAGGUCAUAGUUCGCGGUGAGCGCCCAUGUUGCGGAAUGGAACACGUGCGAGAAAUCCUGCGAGAAAUCUUCGCUGGAAAACCGUCGGCGGCACUGACCCAGCGGGAAAAGGUCGUCUGCCCCUGCUGUUUGCUGGAGGGAAACCCCGCGCCAGCAUUCUUCCCUCGCGACGAAGAGAACAGCCCGGAUCCAGAGGGGGUGCAGGCCACCCGGCGGAACAGCCAGCAGCAGGAUCCGGAGGGGGUGGAGCUCACCUGUCGUAACAGCCACGUUCUCGGCACCUGGAACGACCUUCUGAAGGGCACAAUACCGGAACGCUUCCGGAAGAGGCUGCGGAGCGGUAACCAUGGGAACCGGGAUGCGGACAGCAUCGUGUGUCCCGCCUGCGUUUUAGAGAAGCUUCCGGAGCCAGCUGUGUUCGAACAUGACACUGUGGGUGUGGAGGAGGGGCGGAAACUGCUGGUAUGUAGAAACGGCCACGAGUUGGGCACCUGGGAAGACAUCGCGAACGGGAAAAUCCCGGAAAAGUACAUCCAUCAGAACGGAACAAACCUUCCCGCGAACGGAAACGGCCUAGAGGUCACAGAACAACAACAACAGGUCAUAUCUGACCAAUCAGAGGACAAGAGAGUUGUUGACAAUACAGCUGUUACCAUGGGAACAAACCGGGAAAUCGUAAACAGCAGCAAUGCAAACAACAACAACAACAAAGACACGCUGGCGUCAUUUCCGCUGCUAGAGCAGAUGCAAAGGAUGAUGGGAGAAAGUCCGUCAGACGAGACGCUCAUGAACCAACCACAAACAGAUACAAACUCGCUACAUCUCGAAUCGCCACAUGUAGACUCGCAACAUCCCGAUUCGCCACAUAUUGACUUGCCACAUCCCAGAACCUCCAAACGGAAAAGCCGUUCUGAUGACUACCCCCAGGAACAGAAUCCGUUUGAAGAGCCUUUUGGUAGUACUGAAAACAGCGCCACCUUGCAGUAUCCGGAGGAACUGAACCCGUUCCAGGAGGUGGAGGAGCGAGUGGCGACGAUUCAGGUGGACGAGAUGUACAUCAGCAGUCCUGUGGACAGCUCCAGUGUGCUGGGCCCUGGGGACAACGCAGUGCAGUAGCGCCCCCAUUCAGUGUUUAGCAGAACUGCAGUUAAAAUGUUACCAACAAAGCAGAUGUUUUAGUGGCCGCAAAAGACUGUGUCCAUCUGCCACUGGAUGCAUCCGAUGCAGUAAAAUUCCUUCUAAAAUUCUGCAGUAAUUGUAGACAGCUCCAGUCUUCUGGGGCCAGGGAACAAUGCAGUGCAGUAGCGCCCCCAUUCAGUUUUAGCAGAACUGCAGUAACUAUUCCCCCCCCCCCAAGGUGCUAUUCAAAAAGGCUUCAUCUGGUCAGUUCUCAUCGUUCAAAACCUAUUUCUCAGAAGAGAAAUUAAUUUUGAAUGAAAACAAAUGGUUUUGAACAAAGAGAAAUGGGUAUUGAACAAUCAGACAUUGGUUUUGAACGAAGAGAAAUUGGUUUUGAACGAAGAGAAAUAGAUUUUGAACUAUGAGAACUGACCCAAUGAAGCCAUGUUGAAUUGUACCUUUGGUCUUUCGUAAACCUGAACCCAAUGAUGCAGUAAAGUACCUGUGGACAGCCCUGGGGUCAGUGCAGUGCAGUAACGCCCCCAUUCAGCAUUCAGCAGAACUGCAGCAAAAAAUAUUCCCCCUUCCUACUGAUGCAGUAAAGUACAGAAUGUACCCAUGAUUUAUUACUAUUGAUGAAUGGUUACUGAUCAAUGACUGAUUGAUUAGUAUAGAUUAAUAGAUUAUAUUUAACUGGUCAACAGUUGCACUACAGGUGAAGAUAUGGAUCCACAGAAUGGCUGCUUCAGUUUUAAAUUUUGUGAGCUCCACCGAUACAACAGCACAUCACACUGCUUGAUGAAUAGUUGACCAAUGAGUAAAAAAAAGUGGCUUAGAUUUGACCUAGGAGCACAAUGAUAUUGUAUUUUCUCGCUCUAAAUAAAGAAAAUGUAUAUUCUAUAUAUAUAUUAAAGCUAUGAAGUUUUCUGGACCCACCAAUCCAAAGUACUUAGUGAAUUCACCUCACCGAUUGGCCACCCCCACCAUAGGACAGUUUGGAACAGUCCGACCUACUUAUUGCUGCUAGAACAAACCAAGUGUUUGGCUAUUCGGGGGUGUUAAACAGCUGUUUUACCAGCUCUUCGGUGUUACAAACAGAAAGAGGUGUUGAGACCAAAAAAAAAACCCAUCCUGGAUGUUUAAAUGAUUCUCUAGCUUCCCACCGUUACACAAGAAAACAGUUACUCAAGCAAGUAUUUUUUAUUAUACAUGUACCUAUUUUAAUGGUUCUGGAAUUCUAAGCAGUUUGGAAGUCUAUUCUAGAUUGGCUAUGUUGGGUAAUCAUUGUUAAAUUAUCAUAUAAUAGUUAGGCUUCAAAAUUGUAAUUGAGACUUAAGUAGCAGUUGUUAAUUACAAUGCAAAAUGUCUGCAUUGACCAUGUUUUUGCCUGGCUGGAAAGUAUUUUGUCUAUAUGAUAAGCUUUUAGAAAUUGUACAAUGCAAGUUGAGAUCCCUCACAGAGGGUAAAUUCUUUGCUAAUUAUGCUAGUAUAAUGUGUCUAUUUAUUGAUUUUAGUAUAAUGUUUCUAUUUAUUGAUUAUGUCAACAGAUAUUUUAUAAUUAUUGUUUUGCAAAUGCCACCAUAGAGGUAGUCUGAUUUGUACCUCCAUAAUGCCACCAAUAGAUGUUUGUUAAGUGUGAAAUAUUGUA